Molecule: messenger RNA, 939 nt
Organism: Recurvomyces mirabilis
Lineage: Eukaryota; Fungi; Ascomycota; Dothideomycetes; Mycosphaerellales; Teratosphaeriaceae
Exons: 4
Coding region: 1-939 (312 amino acids)
Source: RefSeq, a predicted model, not a curated record
AUGUCUUACGGCGGCGACGAUUACGGCGGUGGACGCCAGCAGCAGGGCGGCGGCUACGGAGGAGGGAAUGAACAAGGACGCCAUCAACAGGGUGGCCAAGGUGGAGGCUACGGAGGAAACGAUGAGAAUUAUGGGCGUCAGCAGCAAGGGGGAGGUGGCUACGGCGGUGGCGGACGUGAGGACUACGGUGGGCGCCAGCAAGGUGGCCGCGACGACUAUGGAGGGAAUCAACAGGGCGGAGGCUAUGGAGGUGAUAGCUAUGGAGCUGGUAACGGUGGUGGUGGUGGUGGUGGUUAUAGUCAACAAGGAGGCAACUUCGGUCACCAAUCGGACCAUGGCCGCCAGGAGGGUCGAUUCAGUGAAGGUCAGCAGUCUGGUCAAGGCUAUGGCCAUUCCACUGGCACUCAAUAUGGUGGCGGUAUGGGAGGUUAUGACAACGACCUAUCUGGCGCCGCUCAGCAUGCCCAGCAGCACGCUGGCGACAGUGGUGAUGGAAAUAUGUUCAGCCAGGUUUUGGGCAACCUACAAGGCCGACACCAGCAGAUUGCAAACGAGGACUUGGACGAGCAGGACGCGGUCAGGAAACAUCAACAGAUGUAUGGCCAAGGUGGACCAAGCGGGCCUGUAGACUCUGGUAGCAUGGGUAGCGCUGCGGCCAUGCAAGCAUUAAAGAUGUUCUCCGGUGGAGGGGGCCAGCAACAAGGUGGUCAGCAGGGCGGCGGAGGUCAGAACCAAUUCGUUGGGAUGGCGAUGGCCCAGGCUAGCAAGCUGUUUGAUCAGCAGCAUGCUCAAGGCAACGUCCAGUCAGGAAACAAGAACGACGCGGUCUCAUCCGCCGCCCAGAUGGCCUUGAAGAUGUUUAUGAAGAGUCAGGGUGGAGGAGGUGGUGGAGGAGGAGGAAUGGGAGGGUUGAUGUCCAUGGCCAGCAAGUUCAUGUGA